This is a messenger RNA of Adineta steineri, 2721 nucleotides long. Lineage: Eukaryota; Metazoa; Rotifera; Eurotatoria; Adinetida; Adinetidae. The record is from the annotation of a GenBank genome assembly.
AUGAAUCGAUUUGAUUGGAAUAAACUUUCACCCGACGAAUUUCAACGUCUACAAGACUAUAUUUCAUAUGCUCCCAAGAAAGUCAAAGAUGUUGUUGCUAUUCUUGAAAAAGAUCAAAAUUGGUUAAAACAUAAAUAUGAUGAACAACUUGAUUAUGUCGGUUUUCGACAAUUUCUGGAUUUACUUGUCGAUAAUGCUGAUAUACCAGAAGAUUUAUGUCGACAUUUGUUUUUAUCAUUUAUUAAAAAACCUCAAAUGGUACAAACAAUCGAUCCAGCAUCAGCCAUUAGAACACUUCCAAUUGCAACAGGAAUAUCACCGUCUACGACGACAACUACACCAGUACCAACACCAGUAAUAACUUCUUCACAAACUCCAACAAUAUUUACAGUUUUUCGUCAAAAAAAAACUACUGAUGAUCCACCUAUUGAUGCUAAAAUUCGAACGGGUAUUUGUUCUAGUGGGAAAGAAAGUCUUACACGUCGAAAUAAUUCUCAUGAUCAACAUCAUGAAUCACCUGGAAAUUCUCGACAAUCAUCGAGAAAAUCUAAUCCCUCCAUACAUUCGAUUCAUUCAUUGCAUAGUAAUGCGGUAACAACAGUUAAUAAUUCAGAUGAUCCAUGGGUCUUUCGUACAUCUCUUUCACAAUUAUUAUCUAAAAUAUCUGGUAAUGAACUUACACGUGAUGGUCAUAAUCAUCAUCAUCAUCAUCAUUUUCCAUCAGCACAACAACAAGCAGCAAUGAUUCAAUCACACCAAAUUGAUAUAAAUACAACACGAAUUUAUUUAAAAGAUAUUGUUUGUUAUUUUUCAUUGCUGGAAGGUGGAACACCAGAACAAAAACUUGAAUUCAUGUUUAUGUUAUAUGAUGAAGAUGGAAAUGGAAUGUUAGAUAAACGAGAAACAGAUUCAAUCGUUAAUCAAAUGAUGAAUGUUGCUGAAUAUCUUGGUUGGGAUGUAUCUGAAUUAAGACCAAUUCUUGAAACAAUGAUGAAAGAUAUUGAUUAUGAUAAUGAUGGUACUGUAACAUUAAGUGAAUGGACACGAGGUGGAUUAACAACAGCACCUCUUCUUGUAUUACUUGGACUUGAUUCAAAUGUAAAAGAUGACGGAACUCAUUCAUGGAGAUUAAAACAUUUUAAUAAACCUGCUUAUUGUAAUCUUUGUUUAACAAUGCUUGUUGGAUUAGGUAAACAAGGUUUAUGCUGUACAUUUUGUCGAUAUGUUGUUCAUGAACGUUGUGCUAAUCGUGCACCAGCAAAUUGUAUUUCAACAUAUGCAAAAGCACGUAAACCUGAUACAAUAAUGUUACAUCAUUGGACUGAAGGCAAUUGUGCCGGAAAAUGUGAUCGAUGUAAGAAAUCAAUUAAAAGUUAUAAUGGUAUCACCGGUCUUCAUUGUCGUUGGUGUCAAAUGACCUUGCAUAAUAAAUGUGCAUCACAAUUAAAACCUGAAUGUGCAUUAGGACCUAAUCGAGAACAUAUUAUACCGCCAAUAUGUAUUUGUCCAGCUGUUUUGGAACGACCAAAAGCUUCACGAACUGGAAGUGAAGUUAAAAAAGAAGAUUCAUGUGUUGAAGGAAACAUGCAAUCAUUUCAAAUCAAUCCAUUACCAAAUACACAUCCAUUACUUGUUUUUAUUAAUCCAAAAUCAGGUGGAAAACAAGGAGAACGUAUAAUGCGUAAAUUUCAAUUUUUAUUAAAUCCUCGUCAAGUAUUUAAUCUUGCUAAGUCUGGACCAAUGCCUGGAUUACAAUUCUUUAAAGAUCUUGAAGAUUUCCGCGUUCUAUGUUGUGGUGGUGAUGGAACUGUGGGUUGGGUACUUGAUGUUAUGGAUCGAGUACCACUUCGUCGUCGAGCUCCUGUUGCUGUUUUACCAUUAGGUACUGGAAAUGAUUUAGCUCGAUGUUUAGCAUGGGGUGGUGGUUAUGAAAAUGAAAGUUUAACAAAAGUACUGAAAAAAGUAGCUCAAGCUCCAAUGAUUAUGCUUGAUCGAUGGCAAAUUGAAUUUAGUACACAAACAGAUACAGAAGAAAAAGGAGAUGAUAUUCCAUAUAAUAUAAUAAAUAAUUAUUUUUCUAUUGGUGUUGAUGCGUCAAUUGCUCAUCGAUUUCAUUUAAUGCGUGAAAAACAUCCAGAAAAAUUUAGUAGCAGAAUGAAAAAUAAAUUAUGGUAUUUAGAAUUUGGUACUUCAGAAGCACUAUCAUCUACAUGUAAAAAUUUGCAUGAAGAUAUUGAUAUAAUGUGCGAUGGUGUUUCACUUGAUUUAUCAAAUGGACCAUCUUUAGAAGGUAUUGCAUUAUUAAAUAUUCCAAGUAUAUAUGGUGGUACUUCAUUGUGGGGUGAAGGUGCUCGACAUAAAAGUCGAAAAACACCGUUGAGCCUUCAUCGAAAAGACUCGGAAUAUUCCACAAGUUCAACGUCAGAUAUGACAUUUGUUUUACAAGAUGUGGGAGAUAAAUUAAUAGAAGUUGUUGGUGUACAGUCAGCUAUACAUGCUGGAUCUAUUUAUGCUGGUGUUCGAUCAAGUGCAAAACGACUUGGUCAAUGUUCAUCAGUUGUUAUCAGAACUCACAAAAGUUUCCCGAUGCAAAUCGAUGGUGAACCAUGGCUACAACCACCAUGUACUAUUUCAGUAAUACAUAAAAAUCAAGUACCAAUGUUAAUGGCACCACGAAAAGAACGUAAAAAUGGUUUAUGGCGUUUCUUUCGAAAACAAUAA